AUGGAGAAGUAUUGUGCUUACGUAGUCAGGUGUUGUGGGGUAAACAAAUUUUCCGGGGAAACUGAUCUUUUAGCUCUGGGACAAACAUCAGGAUUGAAGGCACAUCAGCGAAAUAUGAACAUCCACGAGGUGAUACUUGAGGACAAUGAAAAUAGCCGUAAACGUUUGUCAAAAUCAUGCGACGUUUGCCGAGAAAAGAAGCUCAAAUGCGAUUCGCAAAAACAAUGUUCCCAUUGUCGAAGUCACGGAUUUGAGUGUGUAUACUCCUUCGUCAAAAAGCCGGGUCUUAAACCCGGUUAUGGAAAAGAGCUACUAAAGAGGCUGUCCUCUUUGGAGGAAGAAAGCCAAACAUUCCAUAAGAAGUUCAAACUUAUUGAAGCUGCACUUGGAAGUCUGCAAGGUGGAAAAUCUACAAAUUAUGUGGGACAAGGUCAGGUGAAUUUGAUGGGUUCAGAGUCUCUUCAGCCUAGUGUGACAUCUGUGGACGCUAGCUUAAGUCAAUCUCAAACAGCUAUGACCUCAGAGAUGGAACGUAAACACGAAUACAUGGACCGCAACAUCAGACUUCUUAACAGUGGGUUACCAAACCCUGGAACACUUAAACAACUCGUUGAUAUAUUUUUUGCCAAAGUAUUUCCCAGCUUUCCUAUUAUCCAUCCACUGGAAACAAGAAGAACUGUACAGCAAUAUAUUUGUGCGAUUCAAGCUUCCAAUGCCGCUCAAACUUUGUCAAUUCACAAACCACCAUUGAUCAUUUACGGGAUUCUUCUAAAUUCAGUGCAAUACAUACAAGAAAGCAAGAAUAUAUCCAUGCCCAAAGAUGAGGUUGAACAAUUGAUUCUGACAUGUAAACAAAAAAUCAUUCUCGAGUGCUACUCUAUCUCCUCAAUUGCUCAACUUCAGACGAUAGCAUUAAUGGCUUAUUAUUCAUUUGGAAAUUCUGUUGUUCCAGAAUCGUCUUCAAUUAUCGGCAUGUGUGCCACUGGAAUGAUCCACUUGAAUAUCUCGGUUACCAACAAUACAAGUUCUCGAUCCACAUCUUCAAAUACUACAAAGGACUCUUUACCAUUUGUUAUUCGCCCAAAAAGAGCUAAAAUUCUGAAAGAGCCUGUCACGGUCAGUGAAAAAGAAGGUAGGAUUCGAUUAGGGUGGGGUAUUGUUGUUCUUGAUAUUCUGAACUCAUUCUCUUCAGGCACACCCUUGUGCGUGCCCGAGUCAGAAGACAAGCUUUCUAGGCCUUUGGGAACUAAGUUGUGGAGUCAAAUUGAUGACCCUAACUAUAAGCCAUUUCUUUUUGCCAGAAAUGGUUCAGAAACUGAAACUUCUGAUGCGUUCAGCUACUUCACUGAUGUAAUACAGAUGAUGAGAAGGAUGUAUGGCUUUAUCUCUCACCCACGAAAUAUAGCUGACAAGCAGAAUGUUUGUGAGUGGUUUGUGCAUUUCCAUAUGUUAGAGACCGAAAUGAAGGAGUGGAAGAGCAAUCUACCUUCUAAGUACGCUUCUCUGCUUGAUUCAAGCACUUUGGGUACGGAACAACAUACAUUUGAAGAGAUCGCAGGUCUUGCUCUUUUGCAUUCUUCAUAUCACAUAGCACUGAUCAAGAUGCACAGCGCAUAUGGAUACCCGCAUAUUGAAUCUCCAGCUUUCAAGCAUUCAGAAAGCUCGCGACGAAUAUGUCUCGAAUCAGUGGAAAGGGUGGCAUUAUUGGCUCAAAAUAUUAUGGAGCAAGAAAAGAAGAACGGUGAAAAAAUGCUUGAGUACUUAGGACCACAUUAUUCCUUCUGCAUAUGGGUCUGCGCAAGAGUUCUGAUAGCAGACAGCAUUUUUAACCAGGCAAAAAGCCAGUCAGAUCGGGAAAAUCUUAACAUGAAGUUAAAGCUAUUUUGCGGAAUACUAUUCGCUAUUGGGAAGCAUUGGCAGGGAGCUCAAAAAUACUAUAGGAUUUUGAGGCAACUACAAAGCUUCGGUUUUGAUACUCUCCCUGCUUCUGCAAACACAGAUUAUCCAGAAGGAAAUGAGUACGAAAUACCUCCAUCACAGGCCAUUGCUGACAUGAGAAUCAAUGCACAUCUACUUUCUCUCAUUUUGAACAAAAAUCUAACAAAAGAUACUCGAAGCCGGAAUCUCCACGAUAGCCAAAACUCAAUUAUAGAUAAAGAUGUUUCAUUAGCCUCAGCGCAAUCAAGGCCAAAUCGAACCCAAGAGGAGAGUAUGCUUUUGGACGCUUUCCAAUUUGAUACCAGCUCCUUUGGAUUUGAAGAUCUACUUGGAUAUUUGACUCAAAAUAACAUUGCACAAGAGCCUUUUUAG
Ogataea angusta is the source of this 2310-nucleotide messenger RNA. RefSeq lists its product as uncharacterized. Gene Ontology annotation, biological process: regulation of DNA-templated transcription; DNA-templated transcription. Gene Ontology annotation, cellular component: nucleus. Lineage: Eukaryota; Fungi; Ascomycota; Pichiomycetes; Pichiales; Pichiaceae. Gene Ontology annotation, molecular function: zinc ion binding; DNA binding; DNA-binding transcription factor activity, RNA polymerase II-specific. The transcript has a single exon. Bases 1 to 2310 code for a protein of 769 amino acids. The record is from RefSeq and is a predicted model, not a curated record.